Bactrocera latifrons is the source of this 657-nucleotide messenger RNA. Its product is annotated as piezo-type mechanosensitive ion channel component-like. The record is from RefSeq and is a predicted model, not a curated record. NCBI's taxonomy places the organism in Eukaryota, Metazoa, Arthropoda, Insecta, Diptera, Tephritidae. Gene Ontology annotation, molecular function: monoatomic cation channel activity; mechanosensitive monoatomic ion channel activity. The coding region runs from base 1 to 657 and encodes 218 amino acids. The transcript is spliced from 6 exons. Gene Ontology annotation, cellular component: plasma membrane. Gene Ontology annotation, biological process: cellular response to mechanical stimulus; regulation of membrane potential; detection of mechanical stimulus.
AUGAUGUACUAUUCUACUACCAUACUUGUACAAUGCGACAAAAAGCACCCUGAAAUCAAUUCCCCGGCACCGCUCUUCUGCCUGGCGAUGCUAUUCGUUAUUGCGGUGCUGCGGCCGUCAGCGCCUGCCGGCUUCUAUUUUCUCAUAUUCUUGCUGAGCGGUUCCUACUGGGCCACCUAUAAUUCACUGCGUCGCGGUUUCUCCGUGCUGCUGCGUUUCCUGAUGCUGGUGAUCGCUUUGCAUUCGGUGUGCAUAGUGGCCUAUCAGACACCUUGGGCGCAAUAUUACCUGAGCAGCGAUAAUUUAAUAGCGAGAUUGAUCGGCUUGGAACCGUUGGUCCUCUCCUCAUGCGAUCGCGACAUACGCGUCAUGAGCUAUAACCUGAAAUAUAGUUUCGACUCGUUUAUUCUUCCCAUCCUAAUGCUGUUAACAUACUUUGUGCUAGCGCUGACCGCCAAGUGCCUGAGCAAUCCGAAUGUCACCGCAAAGCCCAAACCCGUCAUAGCCCAAUUAGAAAAUGGCAGUAAAUUAGCUCGUCAAAUAUCACGCAUAACAACACAUUCAUCGCGUGGUAGUAAAAAAGAUAGUUGGAAGCGUGCACAGCGUCUGACUGGACUUUACGAUGAAGAAUUUUCGAUUUUUCAGCAUAAAUGGUAG